Messenger RNA from Oncorhynchus mykiss (rainbow trout), 1377 nucleotides. It is a transcript of the gene nol7, whose product is annotated as nucleolar protein 7. Gene Ontology annotation, molecular function: RNA binding. Gene Ontology annotation, cellular component: nucleus; nucleolus. NCBI's taxonomy places the organism in Eukaryota, Metazoa, Chordata, Actinopteri, Salmoniformes, Salmonidae. The record is from RefSeq and is a predicted model, not a curated record.
CUUGUUUAUUAUGUGAGAAUUUUUGGGGUGAGUGUUUAUUUAUUUAUUUUUUCAAACAAAGUAGAAGGGAGUUGUACUCCAGUCUAGUAGGUGGCGGUAAUGCAUAAAAUGUUGGUUGAAAAAGAAGUUCAACCUCACCGAAGAAGUGGAUUGAUGACGUAUCGACCUAAAAUGGCGAAAAAACUGCUUAGGAAAUCUCCUUCGUCCUCAAAUAAAUUCAAUAGUGCAAACAUGACGGAUGAUUUUCAAUUACAUCUCGACUCAAGCGACGACGACGCUCCAGAAGAGGUGACCUUCGAAGAGUCAAAGGCUUCUGCUCUACGGAGCAUGAAAAAUGCGUUGGAGACAUCCAAAAGAGAAAAGGAUUUGCUCAAAGAAAAGCGAAGGAAAAGACAGGAACUGUUUCAAGAACAGAAGAAAAGAAGACUUCUCCCUGCACAUAUUCUGGAAGAAAUUGACACAGCUCCAGCAAAAAAACAGAAGCUACCUGGAGAUCAAGCUGAAAGCAACCAUGAAGAGGCAAGCUGUUCAUGGGAGGAGGGGCGCGAAGGAUCGAAAGAAGGGUAUGAGAAAGAGACGAAGAAAGGAUUCAAAGGAAAUAUCCGGAGUCUGAAGGGUAACUACAGCGUAAUGAGGGUGGCGGACCAAUCUUCAACCAACUCCCAACAGCAGACAGCCAUGGAUUUUAUACAGGCCAGACUGUAUGGCCCGGGAAGUCAGAGGACGACAAACAAUGAACUUCUCUCCCUUGAAAAUAAGAGAGGCCCAAAUAAAAGUGCGGCCAUGCAGUUUGUGAAUAAGAAAUGGGGCACAGAGAAGAAAGCAAAGGCGGAGAAGUUGAAGAAGCAAUGGAUUCAGAAACAGAAGGUUCCCUCAAGCUGAGCAAAUAGGGAAAAUAUGGGGUGGACACCAAUCGGGUAAUCGCCCUUUCACUCUGCCCUGAUCUGAAGGUGCUGGAUAAGUUGAAUAAUUAUGGUUAUAGAUCAAACUAGCUUUCUGAUUUGGGUCAAAGUGCUUUCACCUAUCCAGGCCAUUGAGGAGCUGGAUCAAGCAUCUCCGAGUAGAAGUGCUGAUCAUGUAAUUUGUCACAAAAAUGUAAAUGCCACAUGUAAAGUGUUGGUCCCAUGUUUCAUGAGCUGAAAUAAAAUAUCCCAGAAAUUCACACAAAAAGCUUCUCAUUGUGUGCACAUCCCUGUUAGUGAGCAUAUCUGACAGGUGUGGCAUAUCAAGAAGCUGAUUAAACAGCAUGAUAAUUACUAGGGCUGUCCCAGACUAAAGAAAAUCUUGGUCAACCGAGUCAUCCUGUUCUGUCAAUGUUUAAAUGUAUUGUUCCACAGUCACACACCCUGUGUUUGAAUAAAAUCAACUACACAUAAA